Molecule: messenger RNA, 3538 nt
Organism: Eruca vesicaria subsp. sativa (arugula)
Lineage: Eukaryota; Viridiplantae; Streptophyta; Magnoliopsida; Brassicales; Brassicaceae
Source: the annotation of a GenBank genome assembly
UCCAGGUUCGGUGACGUGUAAUGUGAUGAGGUCGAGAAGAAAUGCGAAAGUUUUUUUUUGGUUUGGUCUAUAAAAUUUGGCAACAAGUCAUGGAGAAAGAAUGAAGAAGAAGAAGAAAGCUACAGUGAAUGAAGAUGAUGAGGUCAAGAAAGAUACAUGUUGAAGAAUGAUGAUCCAGAGGGAGAUGCUGAUGUUUUGGGGGUUUAGCUUCAACCAGUUCGUCAGUAAGACAACAAUUAAGAACGAAAACAAGGAUGAUGGUGAGAAGGAGAUUGUUUGGCAAGAUGAUAACUUACUACAUACAUCCACUUAAACAUCUCACAACUGCAGAAUGGGAGGAGGUGGUCUUCAAUGAUAUAAGCCAAAGGAAAACCGGAAAAAGUUUAUAAUGAACUAGAGAAGGCGAUACAAGUAUUAUGCAGCUGUGGACUUCCUUCACCAAGAUGUGUUGUUGCUUUUGAUGCUGUGGUCUAGACUGAUUUGGUUUCCGCUUUGCAAGUAUCCGUGUUCCCACUAACAGAUUCCUUCAGUACUGUAAGUGUCGAUUAAUCAUACGCCUUUGUGAUUAUGUGAAGCAGUUUUCUUUACUAUGAGUCUCAAAAGCAAAGACUUCGCGUUAUCUAUCAUCUCUCUCAUGCAACGUGCUCUCUUCUCCACUUCUCUCUCUCAAUCUCUCAUUCUCAUCUCCUCUUCAUGGUGCCAUUCAUUCAAGUCUCCCAAAAUUUUCAUUUCCUGAGUUCCUUUGAUCUUCUUCCUCCAUGGAUUCGGUUAUCAUCGAAGCAGACGAGCGGGAGGCCCUGGCAUCUCUCGUCCCCUCUCAUCCACCACCACGCAAGACACAUUCCUACGUUGAGCAACACGAGCAGACACCACAUCACCCGAUCCGCAAAUACAGCCUUGACGAGGGCUCCAAAUCCGUAACCAAAGAUUCCGAACCUGUCUAUUUCGACUCCUCCGACGGAGAGUUCUCCACUGAAAAGGUAGCAGCCACCGGAAGAACUGGCGCCUACAGAGGCAAUGAGGAGGAUCACGGUUCCGUUACUCCUGCGUCAAAACCAUCACCGCAGCGUGAUGAGACUGCUGAUGUCGUUAAAGAGGAAGAAGAUAUCGAGUCUCUUCCGGAGUUCAUGGGCGCAGGAGGUGGUGUAGACGUCUUUAGAGUCCCCGUGCGUGCAGCGGUGAACCCUGGAAGGCCGCCUUGUCUUGAGAUCAGGCCUCAUCCGUUGAGAGAGACGCAAACAGGGAAGUUUCUGAGGAACAUUGCUUGCACAGAAAGUCAGCUAUGGGCGGGACAGGAGAAUGGCGUGAGGUUCUGGAACUUGGAGGAAGCGUACGAGGUUGGUUACGGUGUGGGCGGGCAGGUGAGGCGAGGGGAUGAGGAUACAGCGCCGUUUCAUGAAUCUGUUGCGAUCUCUCCUACCUUAUGUUUGAUGAUUGAUCAUGGCAAUAGGCUUGUGUGGAGUGGACACAAGGAUGGCAAAAUCAGGGCUUGGAAAAUGGAUCAGCCGGUUGGUAAUGCUGCUGAUGAUUCGAAGCCUUUCAAGGAACGGCUCUCGUGGCAAGCUCAUCGUGGUCCUGUGAAUUACAUUGUCAUUAGCUCAUAUGGUGAUAUGUGGUCAUGCUCUGAUGGCGGAGUGAUUAAGAUAUGGACUUUUGAUUCUUUAGAGAAGUCUCUUGUGCUUAAAGCAGAGGAGAAGCAUAUGGCUGCAUUGUUAGUGGAGAGAUCUGGAAUUGACCUUAGGAGCCAAGUUACUGUCAAUGGUACUUGCAGCAUUUCGUCCUCAGAUGUCAAGUUUUUGUUAGUUGAUAUAGUAAGAGCUAAAGUGUGGGCUGUGCAGCAUCUCUCAUUUUCAAUGUGGGAUGCUCAGAAUAAAGAACUUCUGAAAGUCUUCAAUAUUGAUGGACAAGUCGAAAACCGUGUGGAUGGCACACCUACACAAGGUCAACAAGUUGAAGAAACGAAAGCGAAGUUCUUCUCCACGCCGAAAAAGGAUAAAUCUCAAGGUUUUCUACAGAGAUCACGACAUGCCAUAAUGGGAGCUGCAGGAGCUGUUCGUCGAGCUGCCACUAGAAGUACAGGAGCUUUUGCUGAAGAUCCUAGGAAAGUAGAAGCUAUUGCGAUUGCGGCAGAUGGAUCAAUUUGGACUGGAAGCAUGAAUGGCGUAAUUGCUCAGUGGGACGGAAAUGGAAACCGUUUGCGUGAAGUGAAUCAUCAUCAGCAGGCUGUUCUGUGCUUUUGCACUUUUGGUGAUCGGAUAUAUGUGGGUUAUGCAAGUGGUUACAUUCAGAUUUUGGAUCUUGGUGGAAAGCUAGUUGCAAGCUGGGUUUCACAUAAUGAACCUGUGAUAAAGCUAGCAGCAGGUGGUGGUUUCAUUUUUAGUUUAGCCACUCAUGGUGGUGUGAGAGGGUGGUAUGUGACAUCACCAGGACCUCUAGAUAGUGUAAUCCGGACGGAAUUGUCUCAAAAGGGGAAUACGUACGCCCGACAAGACAGUGUUAAGAUCUUAAUUGGUACCUGGAAUGUUGGUGAAGGACGAGCUACAAGGGGAGCGCUUAUGUCUUGGCUAGGAUCUGAUGUUUCAGAUGUAGGCAUUGUAGCUGUUGGGUUGCAGGAGGUGGAUAUGGGGGCUGGUUUCCUUGCCAUGUCUACUGCUAAGGAGACGGUAGGGGUUGAAGGAAGUGUUGUGGGGAAAUGGUGGAUUGAUGCAAUUGGAAGUGCACUGGAUGAGAGAAACACUUUCGAACGUAUGGGUUCAAGACAAUUAGCGGGACUACUAAUAUCUCUUUGGGUGAGGAAGGAUAUUAGAACACAUGUCGGAGAUCUUGAUGUCGCAGCAGUUCCAUGUGGCUUUGGUCGCGCCAUUGGCAACAAGGGAGGUGUGGGCUUGAGAAUCAGAGUUUAUGACCGGAUUAUGUGCUUUGUGAACUGUCACUUGGCUGCUCAUUUGGAGGCAGUUACUCGGAGAAACGCUGAUUUCAAUCACAUAUAUCGGUCAAUGGUUUUCUCCAAAGGACAGAGUUUAUAUACUGUUCCAGCUGCCGGUGCUUCAUCAUCUACCCAAGCACAAAAGAAUAACACUAAUACAAACAUCAGCACUGAAGAGGAGAAAUCUGACUUAGCAGCAGCAGAUUUUGUUGCAUUUUUUGGUGACUUCAAUUAUAGGUUGUUUGGUAUAACCUAUGACGAAGCCAGGGACUUCAUUUCACACCGAUCAUUUGAUUGGCUCAGAGAGAAAGACCAACUUAGGCAAGAGAUGAGUGAAGGAAAAGUGUUCCAAGGAAUGCGUGAGGCGUUGAUCACCUUUCCACCAACUUACAAAUUUGAAAAGAAUAAGCCAGGCCUUGGAGGGUAUGAUUCAGGGGAGAAGAAGCGUAUACCUGCAUGGUGUGACAGAGUUAUAUACAGAGAUAACCAGUCAGCCCCAUUUUCUGAGUGCAAUUUGCAAUGCCCUGUAGUUUCUUGUACUACAAUGUAAUGUUCCAUCACACAAUCUCAUGAUCUUUAUUUCUUUUCCCUUUCUUCUUUCGGCUUUCUCAC